Vespula pensylvanica (western yellowjacket) is the source of this 1009-nucleotide messenger RNA. RefSeq names its product putative gustatory receptor 28b. Gene Ontology annotation, biological process: sensory perception of taste. Lineage: Eukaryota; Metazoa; Arthropoda; Insecta; Hymenoptera; Vespidae. The record is from RefSeq and is a predicted model, not a curated record. The transcript has 6 exons. Gene Ontology annotation, cellular component: dendrite; axon; neuronal cell body. Bases 13 to 921 code for a protein of 302 amino acids.
AAAAGAACGAUAAUGGAAAUAAUGAUCGCAAUCCUUUAUUUGUUCCUUUUCUGUACGGUAAUAAUUAUAGAUUGGAUUUUAAAAGAUCAAGAGAUUUAUAAAUCGACCGUAAUGUAUUACGCAAUAUUUCUACAUAUAUACAGUUUCAUGGUCAAAUUUAUAUCGGCCUUUGAAUUCGUUACCAUUAUAAGGUGCCUCAAAUCGGAAUUUCAACGAGCAAACGAACUCCUUAGUGACAUUAACAUUCUACCGAUUUCUUCUAUUGCUUCUGAAUUAAUUGAACAUAAACAAGCUGAUGGUUCCUUAUUAAUUGAAAGAUCUCUUCCUGUUGAUUCCAAGAAAUUAUUUACUGCUCUACCGUCAUUACGUCAAGCACAUUCACAAAUGCAAGUUGGAAGUCUCAGAAUAAAUAGAAGCAGAAUGUUGUUACGUACAAUUAGACAAGUUCACCUGGAAUUAUACAAAAUAUCGAAAAGUUUUAGUAAUAUAUACGGCAUACAGGUAUCCCUAGAAAUGGCAAUAUGUAUUUUGCUGAACACACGUUUGUUAUAUUAUUUGUAUGGAAAGUACCAGGAAAAAAUAAUGGAUAUAACCAAAUUAAUUUUUCAAACUAUUAUAACGUUGUUGUUGUUUUUACAAUAUUCAAUAAAGAUUUUCGUCAUUAAUUACAUCUGUGAUAAAACAACGAAAGAGGCUGAACACACCAAUGAAAUAAUUCACACGUUUUAUGGACAAACUACGGACUACGAGAUACAAAAAGAGGUAGAAAUAUUUUCUUUGCAAAUGAUGCAACGUCCUAUCGCAUAUUCUGCAUUUGGUUUAUACAAUUUUAAUUGCAAAUACAUUUGUUCGUGUAUAGGUAUCAUAACAACAUAUAUCGUUAUCAUGAUCCAAGUAAACGAUUCAAAAAGAGAAUCAUAAAUUACUCUGAUAGUUCUUCAUUCUGUUCAUUAUACAAACGAUAAAAAUGUUACUAUAAAAAUGUACGAAUAAUUUCUUAUAUGAAAUA